This is a messenger RNA of Leptopilina boulardi, 875 nucleotides long. RefSeq names its product proteasome subunit beta type-1 (gene Prosbeta6). Bases 111 to 818 code for a protein of 235 amino acids. NCBI's taxonomy places the organism in Eukaryota, Metazoa, Arthropoda, Insecta, Hymenoptera, Figitidae. The transcript has 4 exons. Gene Ontology annotation, cellular component: proteasome core complex. The record is from RefSeq and is a predicted model, not a curated record.
CUCGCCCAUAUAAACAUAAAAGUGAUCAGUCAUUUGCCCUAACCUAAAGACAGUUACUCUUCAAAAUAAGAAGUUUUAUACUUAGUGAAAAAAAUUCUUUUACUUUCAAAAUGACGCUUUCUGAUCCCAGUUUGGCUAGAAAUCUUCCCGAUUACUUACAAGGUGCUAAAAAAGUUGGUUUCAACCCUUAUUCUGACAACGGAGGGAGUGUCGUAGCAAUCGCAGGUGAUGAUUUUUGUGUAAUCGGUGCCGAUACUCGUUUGAGUAGUGGAUUUCAGAUCAAUACACGAAAUCAGGAAAAACUUUUUCAACUUUCAAACAAAACAAUUUUGGGUUGUGCUGGAUGUUGGUGCGAUACCUUAAGUCUCACAAGAGUUUUAGCUGCUCGUAUGCAGAUGUACAAGCAUGAACAUCAAAAAGAAAUCUCUACGCCUGCAGCAGCACAAAUGCUUUCAAUUAUUUUAUACUACAAAAGAUUCUUUCCUUACUAUAUUAACAAUGUGUUAGCUGGUUUAGAUGAAGAAGGAAAAGGUUGUGUUUUCAAUUAUGAUCCAAUUGGACAUGUAUAUAGAGUCGAAUUCUCAGCUUCAGGUUCUGCAGGACUUCUAUUGCAACCACUAUUGGACAAUCAGAUCGGUUACGAAAAUCAAGAAAAUGUUGAAAAAGUACCAAUAACCCUAGAGAAGGCUUUAAAAGUACUUAAGGAUGUUUUUACAUCCGCAGCUGAAAGAGAUAUCUAUACUGGUGAUUCUAUUCUUAUCAAAAUUAUUACAAAAGAUGGAGUAAAAACUGAAACAUUUGGAUUGAGAAAAGAUUAAUUACAAUGUUAACUGUAUAAAUACAACAUUUAAUAAAUUGCUUUAUAAUAAAAAUAA